This is a messenger RNA of Cajanus cajan (pigeon pea), 714 nucleotides long. The record is from RefSeq and is a predicted model, not a curated record. NCBI's taxonomy places the organism in Eukaryota, Viridiplantae, Streptophyta, Magnoliopsida, Fabales, Fabaceae.
AUGGUAACUAUUCCAAUGAACAAUCUGCAUGAACUCUGGGCUCUUCUCAACUUUCUUUUGCCUGAAAUAUUUAGUUCUGCAGAAACUUUUGAUGAAUGGUUUCAAAUCUCUGGUGAAAAUGAUGAACAUGAGGUUGUUCAGCAGUUACACAAGGUCCUACGUCCAUUUCUUCUUCGGAGGUUGAAGUCAGACGUUGAGAAAGGGUUGCCACCGAAAAAGGAAACCAUUCUCAAAGUAGGAAUGUCACAAAUGCAGAAACAGUAUUAUAAGGCAUUACUGAUUGAGAACAAUCUGCAUGAACUCUGGGCUCUUUUCAACUUUCUUUUGCCUGAAAUAUUUAGUUCUGCAGAAACUUUUGAUGAAUGGUUUCAAAUCUCUGGUGAAAAUGAUGAACAUGAGGUUGUUCAGCAGUUACACAAGGUCCUACGUCCAUUUCUUCUUCGGAGGUUGAAGUCAGACGUUGAGAAAGGGUUGCCACCGAAAAAGGAAACCAUUCUCAAAGUAGGAAUGUCACAAAUGCAGAAACAGUAUUAUAAGGCAUUACUGCAGAAGGAUUUGGAGGUUGUGAAUGCAGGUGGAGAACGGAAACGUCUCCUAAAUAUAGCAAUGCAACUACGUAAAUGUUGUAAUCACCCAUAUCUCUUCCAAGGUGCUGAACCUGGUCCUCCAUAUACAACUGGAGACCACAGGAGGUGCCUGGAGUUGGAUUGUUAG